AUGCGUCGAAUUUCAUCAUUCACGGCCACAGAGCUGCUUUAUCUUGCUCAUAAGACACGCAAAAACAUAUACACGCCAUCGCUGUAUGAAAUGUUGCAGAGAAGGGCAUCUGAAAAUAACUAUACAUCGUGUGUGGCUUACGCAGAAGAUACCCGUUUUAAGAGACUUAUAGAGCUGUAUAAGAAGAAGAAAAUUCUCCAGGAACAGUGUUUUAACCGUUCGAUGAUUCCUAUUGGAAAAGUACGCAUAGACCCGGUCAACACUGAUAAAAAUAUCGUAUCAACGCUGUACACUUACCGUUAUACACAAGAAGUUUCGACCAACCGACCUCUAGGAACAAUGAUGCAUUCAAGCAACCUCUUUUCUUUGCACGUGCAGCCGUCUGUGCAAGCGCAAACACCCAUAGCGAUACCACUUGAUCAGAACAAGCACCAUAAACGGUACUAUUUGGCUAUGACUGAAGAAGAAAAGGAGUUGGAUGAUUUCUUGGACAAGUUAGAAGAGCGGAAUUAUGGGAAAAGCCGGUGCAAGAAUCUUGUGAAAGAUAAUUUCCCGAUUCUUAACAAAGAAAAGGUGACCGAUGCCUUCAGUUUCAUAGUUGACAAAGUAACUACCAGAAAAGGUAUCAAAGACAAAAAUUUGUGGCCCUCUGAAUAUCAAAUUGUGCUCAAGAAAAUCAAGGACGAGCUAGGAUUAGAAUUGUCCGUUGGUGAGGAUAUGCAGCUAGUACAGGCUGUUUUAAAGGUUCUGAUGAUGCUUCAAAAAUGGAUAUUCGAUAAGAAGGAAAUAGUAAAGGCAAUUUAUUUUAAAAAAUUGGUAAUAGCCUUCUACGACUUUUAUAGAAAGUAAUAUUUUCUGUGCAUCUAUUAUCUUUCUUGUGCAAACCGAUAGGUAAAUCGGAAGGAACAGCGAAUUUAUGAUAGAUAUUCCAAAGCGCUCUAGCACUUGGACAUUGCCUUAUUUUGUCCUGAAUUUGCCUCCUUACGAAAAUGUUUUUUUCCUUGCACACAAAAAAUCAUAUAGUUUUGACCAAUGUUCUGUUUUGGUGACACGACAAGGCUGUUGUUUAGCAUAUAGGUAUGCACUGAUAGUGCACGAGUUUGCCGUGGAAUACUGAUUUUGAUAACUAAAAGAAGAAAAUCAGUAAAUAAU
Messenger RNA from Vavraia culicis subsp. floridensis, 1152 nucleotides. RefSeq lists its product as uncharacterized. Lineage: Eukaryota; Fungi; Microsporidia; Pleistophoridae. The record is from RefSeq and is a predicted model, not a curated record. The transcript has a single exon. Bases 1 to 849 code for a protein of 282 amino acids.